CGUGUCUGCGCGAAAGGUCACGGAGCAAGAAUAUUAAUAACAUGUUAUAUUGCUAUUAUCAUCAUAUAUUUUUGUUUGUGCCGCCAUGAAAACACUCGAAAUUAAAAAUCACAAACGAGCAACCAACUUAAUAACUAUUUUUUACUACGUUAUCAUGACCAGUGAAUAAUAACAAACGACUAACGAAAAACAUAAAACAUUCGUCAGAGUAACCUAUCAGACAUUCAGGCACUCAGUCAUCGUCUGUCAGUCGGCUGAAAUUGUUCACGUUUCUUGCGUCCCUUUCGAUUUAUUAAUUAUUACUUCACUUUCCUGCCCCCCCGUAACCGCAAACACUACACGAUGGUUUCAUUUGAAGUCGAUGAAGUUUUGUUCAGAACGUACGUUUUCUACACGGCCGUAUUAGUACUGAAAGUACUCGCAAUGGCCCCGCUGACCGCCAAACAACGGUUCGCGAAAAUGGUAUUUGCUAACCCCGAAGAUACAAAAUUGACUUCAAAAUCUAAAGUGAAGUUUGAUGAUCCUGAUGUUGAAAGAGUCAGAAGGGCUCAUCUCAAUGAUUUAGAAAAUAUUCCACUAUUUAUAAUUGUAUGUUUUGGGUAUUUAUUAACCAACCCAAAUGUAUUUAUUGCUACCAAUUUAAUACGAUUGUUUGUAGCAAGUAGAAUUAUUCAUACAAUAGUUUAUGCUGUGGUCGUUUUACCACAACCGGCUAGAGGUUUAUCGUGGUUUGCUGGAUAUGCAACUACCGUGUUUAUGGCUGUUCAAGUUAUUUUAAGUUUUGUUUAAUAUUAUAGUAUAAAAAAUAUACAAAAGCUCAAUAUUUUAUUA
This is a messenger RNA of Myzus persicae (green peach aphid), 831 nucleotides long. Its product is annotated as microsomal glutathione S-transferase 1-like. The transcript is spliced from 3 exons. NCBI's taxonomy places the organism in Eukaryota, Metazoa, Arthropoda, Insecta, Hemiptera, Aphididae. The coding region runs from base 343 to 789 and encodes 148 amino acids. The record is from RefSeq and is a predicted model, not a curated record. Gene Ontology annotation, cellular component: membrane.